Phaedon cochleariae (mustard beetle) is the source of this 589-nucleotide messenger RNA. NCBI's taxonomy places the organism in Eukaryota, Metazoa, Arthropoda, Insecta, Coleoptera, Chrysomelidae. The record is from the annotation of a GenBank genome assembly.
UAAUCACUCUUAUCUUGUAACGAAUUUAUUGAUAAUACAAUUUAUCAGCAAUGGAAAACGCAUCAAAAUAAUCAGUGUGAGGGAAAGUCAGAAAAAAAACAUCUGAGAGUUAGUUGUUUAUUAGAAAAAUAGUCAAAUAAGAUCGUGGGUUGUGCAUGAAUUAUAAUGGUGGUGAAAAUAAUAAUCAGCAGUGUUUCUGGAAAUUACGAGGUGAAAUCACGACAGCAGAGGGUUCUCUCUAUUCUAGACUCUAAAAAUAUCGAAUACGAACUUUUGGAUAUAGCUGGGGAAGAGUCUGUGGAAAUCAAAGAAUUUAUGAAAAAUGCCACCUCAUAUGGAGGUACCAUGAGUGACCCGAAUCCACAAUAUCCCCUACCGCCCCAGAUUUUCAGUGACGAACACUAUUGUGGGGAUUAUGAUAUGUUUGACACGGCAAAUGAAAUAGGUGAAAUGAAAAAAUUCCUCAGACUGACAGAUGGCCAUGAAGGAACGAACAUUGAAAAUAUUUCUGAAAUAAAUCUUAUAAUGAAUAAAACUAUGAGUUCCUAUUGUGAAAAUGAUGAUAAACAUGUUAUUAAACAUUGAGGUA